Messenger RNA from Funneliformis caledonium, 453 nucleotides. The record is from the annotation of a GenBank genome assembly. NCBI's taxonomy places the organism in Eukaryota, Fungi, Glomeromycota, Glomeromycetes, Glomerales, Glomeraceae.
GUUCAGAAGAAAUGGAUAUCAAAUUUGUAAGCAGAAUUGGAAUAAAUUCACUUAUCAGAGAAGCUAUGCAAGCGUGGGAUUCACGUGAAUUAAGUCGUUUAGCUCACCGUCAUGGAGCAAAACCAAUUGGUUCUAUGGAUACUGAAUGUAUUACCAAUAUAUCUACUUGUAAAAGUCCAAAUGGAAAAUUAGACGUACCAUGUCUCGUUACACCUGUAUUUGGAUCAAAACCACAUGCACUUUUCAUGGAUUGUACUCAUGAUAAUGAAACCCCUCAUCAAAAACGUAUUGCAGAGGACACUUUAUCAAAUGGUGCCCUUGUAGCUAUGAGUGCCUGCGCUGUUGGUAGUGUUAAAGGUUAUGAUGAAGUUUAUCCGAAAAUUAUAGAUUUGGUAAAUGAAACAAGACCUUACUCAAUAUAUAAGAAACCAUUAGAUAUUGGUAUUGGAAGAG